AUGCCGACCGUCGCGUGCGAUAAGGAGGAGCUAUGGCAGAGACUAGGGCGCGCCUACUCCGCGGAUGAGUUCGAUCGCCUACUCUUCGAGUUUGGCCUCGAGCUGGACGAGGACACCACCGAAGAAGUAGAGGCAUUGAAGAAGAAGGGGCUCCCGGCUGAGCGUCCACAACUCAAAAUUGAGAUUCCUGCGAAUCGAUAUGACCUCCUCUGCAUCGAAGGCAUCGCCCGUGCGCUGCGAGUAUUCCUUGAGCUCGACAAGCCGCCUCAAUACAAGCUCGCCUUCCCUCCUGGUGGCGAAGCCGACCUGCUCACUGCCACUAUAGAGCCGGAGACUGCGAAAAUCCGCCCGUACUUCGCAUGCGCCGUGCUCCGCAACGUCAAGUUCACACAGCUGUCAUACGACUCGUUCAUCGACCUCCAGGACAAGCUGCACCAGAACCUCUGCAGGCGGCGACAGUUCGUCGCCAUCGGCACACAUGAUCUUGAUACCAUCCAGGGACCUUUCAGGUAUCGGGCACUACCUCCCAAGGACAUCAAGUUCGCGCCUCUAGGGAAGUCGCAGGAGUACACGGCGGAAGAGCUUAUGACCGUCUACGAGUCAGAAAAGCACCUCUCGCGUUAUCUGCACAUCAUCCGGGACUCUCCCGUGUACCCCAUCAUCUACGACAAGAACGAUGUCGUAUUGUCCAUGCCCCCCAUCAUCAACUCCGAACACAGCAAGAUCACGCUUAACACGCGGAAUAUCUUCAUUGACGUUACCGCAACGGACGAGACGAAGCUGCACAUCGUCACGAACAUCAUCGCGACCAUGUUCUCCGAGUACUGCGCGGAGCCCUUCACGAUCGAGCCAGUCAAGGUCACUCGCCCCGACGGAACCACUCAGCUCACCCCCGAUCUGAAGUACCGGUCUGCCACGGCGCACGCAUCCUACGUGAACUCAUGUACAGGUCUCCAACUGGAUGCGCCUGCAGUAGCCAAGCUCCUCGAGCGCAUGACACUGACGGCGACGGUUUCCCCGAACGAGUCCGACGAGGUUACUGUCCAAAUUCCGCCCACACGGCCGGAUAUCCUUCACGAGUGCGAUCUUAUGGAGGACGCCGCGAUCGCAUAUGGCUUCAACAAGCUGCCCGACGCGUUCCCUACAACGAGCACAGUCGCGCAGCCGCUGGCGAUCAGCAAACUCAGCGACAUCGUCCGUCUUGAGUGGGGCCUAGCAGGCUGGACCGAGGCGCUCCCGCUCAUCCUGUGCUCACACGAAGAGAACUUCGAGUGGCUGAACCGCAAAGACGACGGGAAGACGGCCGUGCGCAUCGGGAACCCGAAGACGCUCGAGUUCCAGGUCGUGCGCACGUCCCUCCUGCAGGGCCUCCUGAAGACGAUCCGCGAGAACCGCUCGCGUCCACUCCCGAUUCGCGUGUUCGAGAGCGCGGACGUCGUGCUCAAAGACCCCACGCUUGAACGCCAGGCACGCAACGUGCGCCACGCCGCGGCCGUGUGGUGCAACAAGACCGCCGGGUUCGAGGUCGUGCACGGCAUGCUCGACCGCAUCAUGCUCAUGCUCGAGGUCCCGCGCAUCGCGGGCGACGACGCCGCGGCCCCGACUGGCUACUACAUCAAGGAGCGCGACGACCCGACGUUCUUCCCCGGGCGCGCGGCGACGAUCUACUACCGCCCGCCGAAGAGCGCGAGCGGGCUGGCCACGUUCAAGCGCACGCUCAAGGCCGCGUUCAACGACUCGGACGACCUCGAGGUGGGGGUGCUUGGCAUCUUGCACCCGUCCGUGCUCGAGAAGUUCGAGAUCACGUACCCGUGCUCGGCGGUUGAGUUCAACCUCGAGCCGUUCAAGAAGGAGCUGCAGACGGUGUUCGCGUAA
Messenger RNA from Trametes versicolor FP-101664 SS1, 1875 nucleotides. Its product is annotated as phenylalanyl-tRNA synthetase. Gene Ontology annotation, molecular function: magnesium ion binding; RNA binding; phenylalanine-tRNA ligase activity. Bases 1 to 1875 code for a protein of 624 amino acids. NCBI's taxonomy places the organism in Eukaryota, Fungi, Basidiomycota, Agaricomycetes, Polyporales, Polyporaceae. Gene Ontology annotation, biological process: phenylalanyl-tRNA aminoacylation. The record is from RefSeq and is a predicted model, not a curated record. Gene Ontology annotation, cellular component: phenylalanine-tRNA ligase complex; cytoplasm. The transcript is spliced from 10 exons.